Bactrocera latifrons is the source of this 2219-nucleotide messenger RNA. Its product is annotated as gamma-aminobutyric acid receptor subunit alpha-6. Gene Ontology annotation, molecular function: GABA-A receptor activity; extracellular ligand-gated monoatomic ion channel activity; neurotransmitter receptor activity. The coding region runs from base 1 to 2208 and encodes 735 amino acids. The record is from RefSeq and is a predicted model, not a curated record. Lineage: Eukaryota; Metazoa; Arthropoda; Insecta; Diptera; Tephritidae. Gene Ontology annotation, cellular component: synapse; neuron projection; membrane. Gene Ontology annotation, biological process: monoatomic ion transmembrane transport; chemical synaptic transmission; nervous system process. The transcript is spliced from 11 exons.
AUGGCCGAUAAAAGUUCCAAGGAGUGCCCACCAAAUUUUCUCGUUUUCAGCCUGGUUAUGUGUCUGGGGCUAAUGAAACUGCACUGCCAUGGUGUACCCACUGCCAAUGCAAAUCAAUUCACACUAGCAACAACAAUAACAUCAGCAAAUGAUACUACAAGCAUAGAUAAGCUAAUGGCACUUAAGGAAGGCAAUGACCAGCAAAGUGUACAUUAUAAAAAUGAAAUGCCUGAAGACCUACGUGCAACAGCAACAACAACAACUACCACAAGUAGGCGAAAAGGGGACACAGUGACAGUCUCUACAACCACUUAUGAUCAGCACGCUUACGUCACAAAUAGCAGCAUCGACAUUGCGUUGACACCGAUGAUGAGCCUUUUGCCGCCCAAUGUGGCUUUUAGCUUAAAAGCGUCCGCAGAAACGGCACCGAAGGACGCAUCGACAACUGCCGCCACUUUCGACACUGAGCGCGUGCAGAACGAACGAUAUGAGCAACAAAAAAAUGACAAACAACAACACCAACAACUGCCCACCAUCACGCGCGCAAUGCAAGUGGCACGCAUCUACGAAUCCUUCCGCGCGCUGCCCGAACUCGACGUCCACAGCGCCGCCGACAGCGCGCCGCGUUUUAAGCGCAUGUCGGAUCUAGCCACGGACGACACGCCGCACGCAACAGCAAGCAGCGGCAACAUGAGCACGACGUGGCCGCCGACAACAACAACCACAACAACAGCAAAUGUGAACGCCAAUGUGACAACAGCAAGCAACAUGCGGAAACGCACCGCAUCUGCGGAUAUGUUGAGUCGCAACAUUUCCAUCAUUUUGGAGAAUCUGCUUAAAAGCUACGAGCAAUCACAGCUGCCAACGCACGGACAAGGCAUUCCAACGGUGGUGCGGACCAACAUUCUCAUACGCAGCAUGGGUCCUGUCUCGGAGCUGGACAUGGACUAUUCGAUGGAUUGCUACUUUCGGCAGUAUUGGCAUGACAAGCGUUUGAGCUUCCAGGGCCCGAUACAAAGUCUAUCACUCAGCAUUAAGAUGCUGGACAAAAUUUGGCGUCCGGACACAUACUUCUUCAACGGAAAGCACUCGCAUAUACACACAAUCACUGUGCCCAAUAAGUUAUUGCGCCUGGAUCAAAAUGGCGGCAUUCUAUACUCGAUGAGACUAACAAUAAAAGCGACAUGCCCUAUGGAACUUAAAAACUUUCCGAUGGAUCUACAAUCCUGUCCGUUAAUAAUCGGUAGCUACGGCUAUACAAAUCGCCAACUAGUAUACGAGUGGAAGGGUGAGGAUGACGCAGUGUCAUUUGUGCCCGGCAUGACAUUGAAUCAAUUCGAUUUGAUAAGCAUGAAACAGCGUAACUUCACCUACACCAGGCGAGAGGGAGACUUCUCUGUGCUGCAUGUGGCCUUCAACCUCAAACGUCACACAGGCUAUUUUCUCAUACAGGUAUAUGUGCCCUGCAUAUUGAUCGUCGUGCUGUCAUGGGUCUCCUUCUGGAUACACCGUGAAGCGACCAGCGAUCGCGUUGGCCUCUGCGUGACCGCUGUGCUCACACUCUCCACGAUUAGUUUAGAUUCGCGCACCGAUUUGCCGAAAGUGAAAUAUGCCACUGCCUUGGAUUGGUUUCUCUUGAUGAGUUUUCUGUAUUGUAUUGCGACGCUACUCGAGUUUGCGGGUGUGCACUAUUUUACAAAGGUGGGCAGUGGCGAGAUACCCAUAAGCGAGGAUGAAUGGGAGGACAUUGACGAAGGCGCGGCUGAUGACGAUGAAGGCGAAGAGGAGGCUCAAAGUAGUUCGAUAAAACACAGUAAUGAGUCCGCGUAUGAAAUUCCACAUCCCUUGGCUGGCAACUUUUGUAAACGCAAUGCGAUGAUUUCCCCCAUUUUCAACGACCCCACGCAAAUUUUUCCAGCACCGUCCUCACACGCCUCUACAAUGGAACGUACCACACAAACGGAGCCACCGGUUAUAUCGAAGGGAAAACAAAUGUGGCUUUGUCUAAUAGGUGAUGAUAAAUUUCGACGGCAGAGAGAACGUGCUGCAGCGGUUACUAAAGGAAGCCGCUAUGUGAACAGCGUCUCUCUGAUAGAUCGGGUCUCGCGUGUUGCUUUCCCAAUGUCUUUUGCUUUCUUCAAUUUACUCUAUUGGCUGGCAUACGGAAUGUACAAAAAAGAGUUCACGUGGUCAACCGUAAAGGGAUAAAAAAUAAACAG